Messenger RNA from Capsella rubella, 1094 nucleotides. Its product is annotated as ycf3-interacting protein 1, chloroplastic. The coding region runs from base 147 to 1001 and encodes 284 amino acids. The transcript has 6 exons. Gene Ontology annotation, biological process: response to photooxidative stress; photosystem I assembly. The record is from RefSeq and is a predicted model, not a curated record. NCBI's taxonomy places the organism in Eukaryota, Viridiplantae, Streptophyta, Magnoliopsida, Brassicales, Brassicaceae. Gene Ontology annotation, cellular component: chloroplast thylakoid membrane.
CCUUCAAUUCCUAAAAAUUCAAAAUUGGCGAAUUGAGUUUUAACGUUUGGAUGAUCUUUGAAUCGUCUUCUUCAUUUGGCUUCAGAUAUGCAAAAUCUGUGAAAUUGUAGAGAAGGAAUUUUCACAAUUUUUGUUUUGCAGUAGAAAUGGUGACGCAGAUGUUUCAGUUGCCGUCGUUACAGUACUGUGUUUCGAGUUUGUCUUCUUCCGCCGCCACCGGCCAACGGAGUUACGGUGUUUGUUCGUCUCCGUCGCCGUCUCCGGUUUUUGUUUGUAAGUUUAGUGGUGUUUCCGAUGAUCGUUGGGUGAGGCGGAGUAAGAAUCGGAGAUUCGGUAGUUUGAUAGCUAAGCAGGAGAAAGGAGACGUUACGGAGAUUCGUAUUCCGGUUCCGUUAACGUUGGAGCAGGAAGAGAAGGAGAAAGAAAAUGAUGAUGAUGAAGAUGUGUACGAAGAAGGAGAAGCAGAUCCUGAAGAUCUCAAAUACGUUAACGAGAUCAAACGGGUGUUGGAGCUUCUUAGGAGGAAUAGAGAUAUGAUCUUCAGUGAGGUUAAGUUGACAAUCAUGAUUGAGGAUCCAAGGGAAGUGGAAAGAAGGAGGCUGCUUGGAAUUGAAGACUCGGAAACCCCAAGUAGGGAUGAAUUGGCUGAAGCCUUGGAGCAGGUAAAUGAUGGGAAAAUCCCUAAAGAUCGUGUGACUCUCCGGAUGCUACAUGAGGAAAUGAUGCGUUGGCCAAAUUUAGAGGUUGAGGUUUCAAAGAAGCAGCGAGGAAAAUCAAUGUAUGCUAAGUCCACAGACACCGGGAUAGAUCCAAAAGAAGCAGCCAAGAGACUCAAUAUAGAAUGGGAUUCAGCUGCUGCAAUUGAAGAAGCUGAUGUCGAUGAUGAACAAGGAGUAGUAACCAAAGUCGCGGGUUAUGGAGCGUUGUACUUUGUAUCGGCUUUACCAGUUAUCAUCGGUAUCUCUGUUGUAUUAAUCUUGUUUUACAAUUCCCUUCAGUAGAGUCAAAUCCAUUUAGUGUUUGCACACCACCACCAAUGACCCAUCAUUGAUGUUUUGUAACUUAAGAUCAUGAAAUAAAUUUCAAUUUUUUAA